Suillus subalutaceus is the source of this 2283-nucleotide messenger RNA. RefSeq lists its product as uncharacterized. Bases 1 to 2283 code for a protein of 760 amino acids. The record is from RefSeq and is a predicted model, not a curated record. NCBI's taxonomy places the organism in Eukaryota, Fungi, Basidiomycota, Agaricomycetes, Boletales, Suillaceae. The transcript has 13 exons.
AUGGGCGGCAGAAAAAAGUUCAAUCAGUGGCAACGCUGGUCAAACGAAGUGAUUCCUUCGCUAAUCGGUCCAUACCUCACAUAUCAAUACAAAUCUUCUUCGCUCCGUCAUCGGCCUGCACUUCAAAAUGAUCCUGUCGAGUGUACGGCUUCAUGCCACAGGAGGACUUUAGAAGUGACUUGUGUUUUUUUCAAUUGUACGAACUCACCAUAUUGUUAUGUGGCUCGAAUUGACCGUAGUCCAGAUUUAGAGGUUUUGAACAUUGACUGCUGCCCCUGCGCACCCGCACCCCUUCAACUUCUUAAGUUGGGGCUAUUUGCAUGUGCACCCAUAGCUCCAUCUCUUGCUGUUGACCUACGUGUACUAGAGCUCGUUAGGACUCUUUUUGUACGGAUCACCCCCAAUACAACAGCCUGGUGUGAAGCAUUGGAAGUUUUUCUAACAGCUCGGGGUUACAAACUUUCUACCAAGGACAAUCUUCGCCGCCGCUUCAGUAACGCGUAUCAUUGGUACUCAGUCCUUGUGAUGAAUGCUGGAGACCACGUAUACAGCCUCAUUUCACAACAUCUUCCUUCGCUGUUCUUUGGGGGACGAAUUUGUUUUGGAAUGCAGGAUUGGCAAAAGGAUCACAGUUCGCGUCUCAAGCUAGAUUGCCAUGUAUGCAUCGAUGCAUGCUUCACACAGAAACGGUCAGCCAAUUCACGUGGGGCCGAUGGCCUAGAUCCGCCAAACCCAACACGAUCAGUUUUCAUUUCGGACGAAGAGGUCGCACGGAUGGAAGCUCACGUACUUGCCUGUCGAGGCUCCCUACCUGGUCGUGGAACAAAACGCAAGAAGCCGGAAGGCGACGAAGACGGGUACGAAGAUGGUAUGCGCAUCCCUGUAUCGACAUUGGAUGCCUGCAGGGAAUCUUUUCUUGCUGCCGACGAAAAACGAGAGAAAGCUAGCACCCGUUUCUUCGCCGAUACGGGAAUCAUGGCCUUACUUUGUCGUCAUGAUUGUGUCUUAUGGUUGGUCAAUAUGACAUCAGCAGGUGAAAAACAAUAUUAUGCGCUUGCACUUAUUAAAAAGCUCUUCGAACAUCUUCCGCCAACCAUUGACCGUCGGUAUCUUCUCGAGCGUAGUUGUCUUAAAUACCAACUUCUCGAGCAAGGUAUUCUCUCACGUAUCGUCUUUUCUAUAUCCGUAUUUCACGCGUACGGACAUCAGUGGCCUUGUCAGCUUAUUUAUCACCCUCGCAAAUGUGAAGGGUUUGGACUUUCUGACGGAGAGGGCUGUGAGCGCCUGUGGAGCGCUCUCAAGAUGUUGAUCCCCCCCCUUGCGGGUCUCUGGGUUCGGCAUCUUGACGGCAAAAAUCUCGAUACAUUUGGCGAGUGGCUGAGUCGCAGAUGGACUCGUUGCCAGACAAAGAAGAGCAAUGAAGCUAAUAUACGCCCGGAAUGGAGGGCUCAGGUCGAGCACCAAACGAAACCAUUAUCCAGGAGAUCAAAAACCAACAAUGACGAGCAAAUAUCGAAGAUUUUGACCCUCGAGCGAACACUCAGUAACCUGGACGAUUCCGUUCGUGCUCUUGAGAUGCAGCUCUGUGCUGGCAACACUCUUAACAAUGUUGACUUCAACCUUCGACUUGCAGACGAACGCACCCACCGGUCCAAAGUUGCUGAUACUCUGCGACGAUGGAAGGCAUCCCUUGGCAUCGGGCAACUUAACGAUCUUCAACAACUCCGACGUAGUAUAUUCCUUCAAAUUCGUCUUGAUGCGCAAGCUCGCAAAUUUGAAAUUGAGAGGUUUGAACGGUCGUACCGUCAGACAGUAAAUGAGCACAAGCUUCAUGUGCAUGCAGAAGCUUCAAUUCAACGGCGCAACCCUACCAUACGAAAGCUUGUCACAACUUACAACAACCUCUGUGCGCCUCAUUCUAUCUCUCCGACUGGUAUCUUUCAGCUUGACGUAGAUGAUGACAUCUGGCAAGAUGUUGGACUUGACGGCAAUGACAUGGCCCCACCUGCCUGGCUAGCGGAUGAAAAUAUGCGCGCAGCAAUUAAGUUUCAACUUGAGGAAAGGGCUCGUAUCAUGCGAGAACGUUGUGUUCUCCAGGAGUGGAUGAUGGCUGAGUGGGAUGCCUUGCAGGAGGCUCGCACUCGUGCAGCUGCUGUGUAUGAUUCUGAGAAUGACUGGGAGUCUGAUGAGGAGAGGGAGAAUGAUGAAUUGAUAGAUGAAUUGGAGGAAGCUGCAUUGGCUGGAGCAUAUAUAGAUCUUGACUCGGAUUCAUAUGAUAUAUAG